AUGCCUCAUUUUCCAUUCCCUUGCUCCGCCCCCUCCCGUGAUACUAGUGAUCCUGAUGAUAUGGACGUACACGCUAUACGAAAGAUCGAGAAAAGUUCUGUGUGUAUUUGGGUUGUCUUGGUUGUUAUUUAUUAUAUCCCAUGUCGUGCCCAGAUAAUAGGUGCUGUGGGCGCAUGGGCUACCGUGAAUUGGUUGAAGAUGUCUUCGAGUCAAGGGUUAUUAGAGACGUCUUCGUCUACGCAGAGCAACGGGUUUCUACUACGUCACCUUGGUUAUGGGUCUUUGUUAGGGGCCGAAACUGUUGUCGUUCUCCUCACGGUAGGAAAGGCGAUAAAUAUAGCAUGUAGAAGAACAGGAAUCGUGUGCCGGGGCAUGAGCCUACCUCACCGACUGGCGAAAGUGUUCAACGAGUGUGGUAUAUGGUUUUAUCUCUGUGUUCUCGCAUUCACACUUACGGAUGUUCUGUUGCUUGUUAUCUCCCCGGAUGGAAAAGUACAAUUUGACUCCCCGCUACGCGUAAUGCACACGGUGCUGGUGUGUCGACUGGUCCUGCACCUUCGAGGGGUUGCGAUGAAGAAGGUAGGAGAAGAGAAAGACGCAGGGAUGUAUGACACGGAAGAUGUGGGAUCACAGAUUAGGAGUUUAAGGGACUUGGAUAGUGGGCCGUAUACACCUGGACCGAUUUCAUCGAGUCGCAAUGGGACGGGGAUGUGUUGA
Molecule: messenger RNA, 717 nt
Organism: Marasmius oreades (fairy-ring Marasmius)
Lineage: Eukaryota; Fungi; Basidiomycota; Agaricomycetes; Agaricales; Marasmiaceae
Exons: 8
Coding region: 1-717 (238 amino acids)
Source: RefSeq, a predicted model, not a curated record